Molecule: messenger RNA, 5518 nt
Organism: Octopus sinensis (East Asian common octopus)
Lineage: Eukaryota; Metazoa; Mollusca; Cephalopoda; Octopoda; Octopodidae
Product: dynactin subunit 1
Exons: 40
Coding region: 148-4065 (1305 amino acids)
Biological process (GO): establishment of mitotic spindle orientation; nuclear migration
Cellular component (GO): microtubule associated complex; spindle pole; kinetochore
Source: RefSeq, a predicted model, not a curated record
AAUUAAAAUACUAUCAUUAAUUAAUGAAAUUAAUUGAUAUCAAUAAACUUUACAAUAACGCAUAAUCUUUCUAAGCGGUUCAUAUCAUUCGCCAUUUGUGACAUCAGUGAAAAGGAAAGUUCUGUCAUCGCCAUUAAAAUUCCGAAGAUGGGUGAUCGGAUUAAGGUUGGUACUCGAGUGGAAGUGAUUGGUAAAGGAGUUUUUGGUCAAGUGGCGUACAUUGGCACUACACUUUUUUCAACUGGGAAAUGGGUUGGAGUUGUAUUAGAUGAAGCGAAAGGUAAGAACAAUGGAACUGUACAAGGCAAGACUUACUUUCAAAGUCCCGAAAACCAUGGAAUCUUUGUGCGUCAGUCACAGAUUCGUCUUGCAAGUCAGAUUCAAGCCGUUGACAGUCCAGAAGGAGGUUCUGACACUGCUACAACACCUACAGAUGUCAAGAAGACUGCUCGCAGGUCUGGCCUCAGACCACCCAGCUUUGUUGGAAAAAGUUCUGAAAAUAUUGCUGAAGCUGCGUCACGAUCAAGCUCAAAGGAAACCAGUCCAUCAACCAGUAUGGAGAUGUCCUCCAGUUUCAGUGAGCCCUCACGAAUGCAAACCUCGAUGACCACAAGUCGAGAGAGCUCUGGCAUCCCAUCACGCAUGUCUCGAAGCCGAGAAACGACCCCGAGUGAAGAGAAAAGCUUAAGCAUUACUUCCCCGAGCACCCGGACUGUUUCACAGGCGGCAGCUGCUGAUGUUACUGCCAUGAGGACUAUUGCUGAGGACAAGUUCUCUGUACUGCAGAAAGAGCAAGAGAAUGCUGGACUGAAAGCUGAGAUAAAAGAUCUGAAUGAAAAACUGGAGACCCUGAAGGUAAAACGUAUUGAGGACAAGGCCAAGCUGAAGGAAUUUGAAAAACUGAAAAUUGAGAUGCAGAUUAUCUCUGAAAAUAAAGUGAAAAUGAAAGAAGUAAACAAUGACUUAAACAGAAAGCUCCAGGCUGCAGAAAAGGAAGCCCGAGAUGUCAGAUCUGAAUAUGAUCGGUAUAAAGAGGAAAUGGCUGAUUUUGCUGAAACUGUUGAAAUUGCGACCCUAGACAAGGAAAUGGCUGAAGAAAAGUGUGAAGGUCUUGAACAAGAAUUAGAAAGCUUAAAAGAAAAAUACGAAGAACUUAUUUUAGACCAUGAUAUUUUAGAAAAUGAAAUCAAGGACAAAGGUACUGAAGGUGUUGCUGCUAAUUAUGAAUGCAAGCAGGUGGAGCUCCAGAAUGAGCGUCUGAAAGAAGCUCUAGUUAAGAUGAGAGAUUUGUCAAAUGAAGAAAAGCAUGAAAACCAAAGGCUAGGGAAACAAAAUGAGAAACUACAAAGUGAAGUGGUUGGACUGAGGAAAGAUAAAGAGAAACAGCUUAAUGAAAUCCUGGAACUGCAGAACCAAACAAUUGAGCUAAAAGAACAGUUAUCGGAAGUUCUAGCCAAGGUGGAUGCUGCUUUGGGUGCAGAAGAAAUGCUUACAACACUCACAGAGAAGAAUCUAAAACUGGAAGAAGUAAUUGAGCAAAUGGAAGAAGAAAAAGCUGAUUUGGAAACCUUACACGAAAUGAAUGAAGAACUACAAGAAAAUGCUCGAGAAACUGAACUGGAAUUGCGUGAAGAAUUGGACCUCACAAAUGCACGCCUGCUUGAGAGCAAGCGAAAAAUUGAAGCUGCUUGGGAAAGCAUGGCUGACUAUGAUCAAACUAUCUCUAAAUUCCGAGAUUUGGUCAGUCAACUUCAGGAUGACAACAAAGAACUUCGUAGCAAACAAGCAGAAGCUGAGCAAAAGCAAGACACCCCUCCUUUGGAAGUAUUUGACUUUAAAACCAAAUUUGCUGAAAGCAAGGCAUAUGCUAAGACUAUAGAUAUGGAACUGAGGAAGCUUGAUGUUGCACAAGCUAAUGUCCAUGUCUCCUUGCUACAAUCAUUCAUGCCAGACACAUUCUUGAAAACAGGUGACAGUGAUGCUAUCCUCGCUGUAUUACUAGUACCACGAGCAAUCAGUAAAGCUGAGCUGUUGAUCAGCCAUGUCCGAGACAAGUUUGAUGUCACAGAUACCAUUAUUCGAGACGAUGUGUUCAAAACCCAUCGUGGGGCUCAAGUGAGCUAUGCAAAUAGUCUGAUCAUGCUACUUAAUAUCCUGAUUGGAGUUCUCCACCAAUUUGAGAGUGCUUUGAAAACAUGCAGUGUGGAAUUGUUAUUGAAAAUUAGUACUCUGGUACCAGAAAUGGCCAUUCAUGAAAAGGCUCUUGAUUAUUUUAUUGACAUGUUGAGGAAAGAUCAGCUGGAUGAAACUGUUUCGAUGGAUUUUCUGGAGAAAAGCUUAAAUUACUUCCAGCAACUCUAUAGUGUCCAUCUGGUGAAUGAAAAAGUAAAUUGUACUCAUUUGAUGGCAGACCAAGUGAAACUGGCACUGAGUUCUUGUGAUUCUAUCCAAGUGGAUAUUACUCGCCUUAAGAUGCUUUUGCAGCCUGGUGAAGAGAAGAGUGAAUUUUCUAUAUUGCUGAGAGAUUUAGAGACUUGUAAUAAUGACACACGAAUGUGUGCAAAAAAGAUCCGGAGACGACUUCCUCAAAACGAUGGCAGCUCAACUGCCUCACCAUUGAUGUGUCCUAAAGAGAUUCAAAACAUUCUACUGGACUGUGGAAUAAACAUCGUACGUGUAUCAAAAUCCCUGCACCAUGUUGCACUUGGUGCCAUGGUACAGGAAGCUGUACUCUCAAGUUCAAGACAACAAUCCAAAUCAGAUGAUAACGAAGGUGUUAAACCUAAGCAAAUGGAAGAACUCGCCUAUGAAGCUACUGAUAAGGUGUAUGGCAAAGAAGAUAGCGGACCUUAUGAGUGUCUCCGAUUAUCGUUUGGUGCAGUUGUUGGAACAAUGAAUAAAGUCGCCAAUGCCAUGGAGAAUGGAGAGUAUGAUUUUGAUGGCACUCAUGAUAAACAAAUUCAAGCACCAAUUGCUGAACGUGCCAACAUAGUAAAAUCCAGAAUCGCAGACAUUGAAACAUUGAAGAUAAAACUUGAUAAAAAGGAAGAAGAUAUCAAGGACCUUAAAAUGCAGUUGAAGUUGAAGCAAGAAACAUUGAGCCAACAACAGCUGAAGGUGAAGGUGACCGAAAAGAAACUGGAGACUGCCACCAAGGAAUAUGAGGACGAAAGCAAGAAAUUGAAACAACAGCUGGAUGAAGUCCGAUCUCAGUUAGAGGAACAACAAAAGCAGUUUGAGAAGAAUGUCAGGAUGAUGCAGGAGGACAUUGAUCACCUGCAAGAGGACCGGACUGAGCUAGAAAAGAAAUUCAAAUCUGCCACCCGUAAGCACUUGAUGGAGGGACUCUCUCGCAACAACUCUGCGGGCCCACCACCUGCAAGUCCAACAGUAACCUGCACAUCAUCUACCAAUGUUCAAGAAUCACCAAUGCUGAAACAACAGAUUUCUUCAAUGAAAGAAGCAUUAAAUCAUGUGAUUCAAGAAAACAUCCGUUUAAAGGGUCAGAGACUAAGAGAUCAAAUGAGUCAACUACCAUCCCUUUAUGUGCCUAAAAAACCUACAGGUCUUGCCAAUAAGACAGGUCUAGUCAAGAUUGGGGAACUUCCUGACAAUAUUCCUGGCAAGACAGAACUGAACGAUCUGACAAAGAGAGUUACUCAGCUGUUGAAGGAAGCUAAUCAACUGAGUGCUUGCCCUGUAGUCAUCGACAUCAGUAGCAGAAAGCCUGGUUCCAAGCCAGUGACUCAGACAGCUAGUCCUAAUAUGCAAUUAAUACGACAAUCUUCAAAACUUGUCCAGCUUGAAAAGGGAACUCAAGAACUCCAAGUCCAGGUGACCAAUUUUCUGGCAGCAAACAGGACUGGUGGUCAAGUGAGAACAGAUUUUUCAUCUUUCCCAACACCUGAAUAUGCUCGGGUACUAAAAGAGAAAAGCCUGGACAGUCUGGUACUCGGGCGUAUAUCAAUCCCCACUCCAGGCACUCGACCUGAAGUCAUACCCGUCAAUAUCCAACCAUCUCAACUUCACACGAUCCACAACAAACUUAUUACAGUUAAUCCCUGAAGCCAGCCUGUGACAAAACUUAAUCCAUAUACAGAUAUAAGCUUUUCAUUAAUAAGUUGCUUUUUCUCUCCAGAUUCAGCUCCUCUAGUUCAGUGUUAAAAGUGUUAAGAACCUCUCUAUACCCUACUGUUUCCUUUCACUUGCUCAUCAAUUUCAGCCAAAAUAUUGUUGAGGUGUUUAUACCCUAUUACUUCUGUAUUGUAUCCAUGGCAAAGAUUCUUCCCUUUGGCCUACUUCAUUUAGCUGUAUGUAAGUACCACAAGGUGGUAUAAGACCAUUGGGAAUAAGAUGGUAUAAGAGGCAUAUGGGAAUGGCAACACUAUAGAAACUGAUGAGUGUUUUGCUAUUUGUGGUGUUGGCCUGGAGAGGUCAGUAGGGUACCGCUCAAGUGUAUUUCUCUCAUAUCACAUACAAAAAAAAAAACGUCUUUAGUGGAUACGCUAAUGACCAGAUAGAACUGUUGACCAUCUGCUGUUUCAUAGUAAGUUCCUGACUUAAUCCAUCCCCUGUUUUUAUGCCACCAACUAACUCUUGAAUGUGUUUAGUGGAAUCCAGUCUGUUACAAGCAUUUGGAACUGGUCCCUGAUCUAAGGAUAACCCACAAGUCGUAGCCUCCAUUUUUCUUUCUUUCUUCCCCCCGACCCCUACUGCAAGUUUCUAAAUUCUUGUCAAAGUAUCCUGUAGGCUGCCCUUCCUCCUCUGACUAAAACAAAAUUUUUUUUCAAAAAACGAAACCGGUGAAGUUGUUUCACUUAUACAUUUAGAGUGUAAGCAUGAAUUUUACAACAUCCCAUUUUUCUCUACCCCUAAUCUAAAAAUCUUGGGCUUUAUGCAAAUGUAAGAAAUAAUCAUAUUUGAGCAGUGUGGUUUGGCUUGCUGCUACUAUUAUUAUUAUUAUCGUUAUUAUUAUUUCAUUGUUGCUUUCAAAGCUUUCCCAUCAAAAGGGAAUGAGUGAUUGCCAAACCUUCUAAACACUGCAUAUUCCCAGCUAUUCUCCACUUUGCUAUCAAUUUGCAGAAAUAUUGCCUUAAAUGAUUUGAUUGAUUAAAGAGAAAAUAUGGAUUAGGUAAUUUAAAAUCUGCCAAGAUUAAUUUAUAUUUUCAUCCUUCCAAGAUGAGAGUACUUUUAAGUACUGGGGUUGAUUCAAUUGACUAACCCUUUUCCCUAAAUUUGUGGUGUGGUGCCUAUGUAAGAAAUUAUUAAUAUUAUCGUUGUUAUUUGUCUGUGUUGUAUUCUGCUAAUUGGUAAAUUCUUUAGAAGUGGUGAAAUAAAUAUACUAGACUUUUUUUUUUUCAUUAUUAUUAUUAUCUGAUAAAAAAAAAAUAACACAAAAAACCCAAAACAAAAAUUGAUUUUUCAAAAUUCCUUAAAUUAAAAAAAAAAAUGUAAUCAUUUACCAACAGAUAGUUGAAUCAAGACUAUACCAUGCUACCUCCUGUCUCGAAAUCUAAUU